AAGAAUCGGACAUUAUUACUCCGAGCAGAAGCCGCAGAAGGCAGUAACGGUCACAGCACAGCGUGGAGCAGUGUACAGGACUUUUAAAAGUAAGGUUAAAUGCCGUGUAGUGAGAAAAUAUGCGAAACAUUCAAUUGCAACAGAUAUUAUGAUACUUAAAUACAUUAAUAAAACAUAUAUAUUAUAUAACUAAACAGAUGUAUCAAGAUGUACAUUGAGGAUUUUUUACAUUUAUUGAGGUAAAAUUCACAACGGACAAAACUUCAUAGAACAGAAUGCAUUGGAUCAAAAUUUCGUGCAUCUUGUGCAUGUUUGGAUGCUUCAAGGAUUUCAGACCUUCUGAAUCAUUUGUGACCGAUUACUUGACUGGGCCAUGGAAGAAUUUUACAGCUGAUGAAGUGAAUCAACAAAUCUAUCCUGUGUCCACGUACAGUUAUCUGGCGACGUUGAUACUUGUCUUCUUAAUCACCGACUUUGUCAGAUAUAAGCCUAUCAUUGUAUUAUGCGGUGCCUCCGGCAUUGUUACGUUUCUCAUGAUAAUACUCGGACAGACUGUGAUAGUAUUCCAGAUAUUAGAAUUCUUUUACGGACUGUUUAUGUCCACGGAAGUAGCCUAUUAUACCUACAUAUACGCCAAAGUUGACAAGAAGCACUAUCAGGAGGUGACGGGACAUACUAAAGCGGCCGCGCUGUUUGGCCGUAGCAUGUCAGGCCUUGUAGCGCAGUUAACAGCUUCCUUCAACUUGCUGAACUAUCAUCAGCUCAAUUUUAUAACUCUUUCAGCCAAUACUUUUGCGACAAUCUGGGCGCUCUUUCUGCCUCCCGUAAAGCAAUCGAUAUACUUCCAUCGCGCCAGCGUGUCCGACGUGGAGCAAGAAAAAGGAACGCUCGAUUACCAGUUGCAGCAUUCGAGCGACCCGCGAGGAUCACCGUCGAGAAGCGACCGCGACGAAUCGAGACGUCGCAGAUACGCAGCGUCAGGCGCACCGUUGCUACGCAAAAUCAAGGACGCGUAUGCGUUACUGUGGAAACAUUUCGUGCAAGCUUAUACCAAUUAUCGCGUGGCCAAAUGGUCGAUCUGGUGGGCGCUGGCCACCUGCGGCUACCUGCAGGUCAUCAGCUACAUUCAGCUGCUGUGGCAGACCGCGGUCGAGCCGGGCGACAUGAUCUACAACGGCGCCGUGGAUUUCGUCUACGCAAUCGUGGGUGCAACGACUGUAUUUUGUGUAGGAAGGAUACAGUUAAACUGGUCCCUAUUAGGAGACGUGACACUAUCUGUUUUUUCGCUCCUAGAAGGUGGUAUACUAGUGGGAUGCUCUUACAGCUACAACAUUUGGCUCCUGUAUGCCGGCUACAUCAUAUUCGGCGUGAUUUACCACACCAUGGUCACUGUUGCAAGCUUCGAGGUCGCCAAGAGUAUAUCCGAGGAUAGCUACGGGCUUGUGUUCGGAAUUAACACAUUCGUCGCGUUAUUAGCGCAGAGUCUACUGACGUUCGUGGUUGUCAACACGCUCUUGCUAAAUAUCAGGGAGCAGUUUUUCAUCUACGGCAGCUACUUUCUGGUCCUGGCGGUGGUGUACAUUGCGAUGGGCACCAUUAAUGCCGUGCAGCAUUAUCGAAGCGGCGCGAGCUUCCACGUGUGGGUCGGUAAUAAAUGUCCAAUCGCGAGUGAUGCGCAUAGCAUUGAACCAUCCAAGUCCGAACACAACGGCAGUUAAUACAGACAUAUCGUAGUUCAACUUAUAGCUCAAAUAAUAUACGGGUGUUUGAUCAUCGAAUUAGUUUAUGCCACGACUAUCGUUUUUGUAAGACAGUUUUAUUGUUAUGUAGACCACUUUAUGUUAUUUUCACAAUGUAUCGUUCCUAAGAAUUUUAUACAUCGAGAUUUAUUGGUAUUGUACACACAGUAUACGAGCAGUAUUAAAUUGCUAGAGUGUUAGCUUGGAUUUUUCUAUAAAAAUCUAAGUACUUUGUAUUGAUGACAAAAUCUUUUUUUUUUUAAUUUUGUUUUGAUUACAAUAAUUUUGUGAACACGUUUGAAAAAAAGAUUUGAGACCUUUUUGAGAAGGGAAGUGUUUUAAAAUCAAAUAUUUUAAUAUUUCAAUGUCUAAUUUUAUUUGAAUUUUAAUUUGUCAGUCUAGUAUUAUGAUGGCGAAUAAUAGUUAAACUAGGGCUAAAUGGCCCAUACUGACUCAAAUAUUAUAAAUUCGAUCUUAAAUACUUUUUAUAAAUUAGAAGGUUAAUUUUAUAUUUAAUGAAAUGUUGUAACAAUAACAGACGACUUAUGUUUGGGCUCUACGGUUAAACAUGAUCAAAUUUCAAAAACUGAAGAUUUUUUAAGUUUUGUCCUUUUUUUGAUUAAUAGAGGACAAAAAAUUUAGAUGGCAAAAAUCGGAAUGUUAGUCCUGAAAUCAAUUGUAAAGAAAAAAAACAAGAAA
This is a messenger RNA of Monomorium pharaonis (pharaoh ant), 2438 nucleotides long. Its product is annotated as thiamine transporter 2. The record is from RefSeq and is a predicted model, not a curated record. The transcript has 7 exons. NCBI's taxonomy places the organism in Eukaryota, Metazoa, Arthropoda, Insecta, Hymenoptera, Formicidae. The coding region runs from base 276 to 1718 and encodes 480 amino acids. Gene Ontology annotation, cellular component: plasma membrane. Gene Ontology annotation, biological process: vitamin transport; transmembrane transport. Gene Ontology annotation, molecular function: vitamin transmembrane transporter activity.